This is a messenger RNA of Strongylus vulgaris, 825 nucleotides long. NCBI's taxonomy places the organism in Eukaryota, Metazoa, Nematoda, Chromadorea, Rhabditida, Strongylidae. The record is from the annotation of a GenBank genome assembly.
AUGAGUCAUAUCCGAUGGUUAAAUACGAAAGAAGUCAAUAGAAAUCUGGACAAAAUCUGGGCCCUCUGCAACAAUGAUAAAUUCUUGGCCGAGGAGUUAUUGGAUGCGAUUUCAACUGGUUUUACUCAUUUCUUAGUUCUAUAUGCUCUUCAUACUUUGAGAACUCUAACAAAAGUGGGUUUGCGAGGAGAUCUUGCUAGAUUCUACUACAUACCUACUUACAUCAAAAUCAAAGAACGAUUCAAUUUGCCCGCUGAGGGCUCACGGCAGAGUGACAACAAUAUGCCGAAUUCUCAAAGUGUUAGCCUUCCAUCACUUGCUGCUGACAGUAGGCCGCAGUUUAAUAGCGCUUCAGGGAGCGCUCAGAAUAACAAUUCGGCUCCUGUCGCUGAGGUGCAAACGCAAAAUGCUGCUGAAUUAUCGUAUAGGCGAAGUGGUAGUCUUGAGGAUGUGAAUCCUUUGCCAGUGAAACGGUUGAAAGUAGAGCCAGCUGCAGUUGGCAAUACUCCUCUGAAGCUGUUUCCAAGAGAUCGACCUCCUGAUGAUAUACCUGUUUACGACUACAGCAAAGUUAAACGUGAGAAGUUUGAUGUGAAAUUUGCUCAGUUGGAGACAGAGUCUCGGAUUUCCCACAGCUCGUCAUCUCAUCAUAUAUCUGGUUCGGCAUCGGCUUCUGUAGACGAAUGGGAUGAAGUGUUGCGUAGUAUUGACGCAGACCCCGCGGUUCCGCCUCAGUACAAAGUCAUGUUUAGGUGCCUUGUGAUGAGUAAUCGGGAUUUACGAGAUCAUAACAAGAUUUUGAGAUCCCAGCUAGAGAAACGUUAG